AACUAGCAAGCAAGGAAUGGGAGAAGAGGGAGGGGAAGGAAGGAGGCGAUUCUCCUCUCUCUCUCUCUCUGAGUCCCAAGCUACUCUCCAUCCCCUUUCCCACUGUUCUUAGCCUUUAUCUCCCAUCCCGAUAUCAAAUUAAAAAAUUAGAAAUAAACCACUAACAUCACUGUUAACACAUUAUUUAGAAUUCAUCCUCCCAAAUUAUUAUAAAUAACCCCACCCCAAUUUCCCCAAAAUUCUGUCUUUCCUCCUUCCCCCUUCACCCCAUAUCCAACCACCGCCACCGCCACCAUCUCCACAUCCGCCGCAGCUGCACCACCAACACCGCCAAAAUGCUCCACCGCCUCCUCCUCCAUUCCUGCAUUCUCCUCCUCUCUCUCCCAUUCUCCCUCUCUCCCGCUCCCUUCCUCGCCGCCGGCGCCGGCGCAUUCCUCCACCCCAACUCCACCUACCAUCCCUACGCCCACCCCGACCCCGAAUCCGUCGUCCGGGAGGUCCAAAGGCAAGUGGAGUCCUCCCGGCGGCGAGCUUUGCUUGACGCCAAGAAGAAGGACCUGGCGUCGCCCUCGUGCCUGACCGGCAACCCGAUCGACGACUGCUGGCGGUGCUUCGGCGACUGGCAGUCGGACCGGCAGCGGCUGGCGGACUGCGGCCUGGGCUUCGGCCGCGACACCCUGGGCGGCAAGGGCGGUCCUAUCUACGUGGUCACCGACCCCUCUGACCGCGACCCGGUCAACCCGGCCCCCGGCACCCUCCGCUACGGCGCCAUCCAGGAGGGCCCCCUCUGGAUCAUCUUCGCCGGCGACAUGACCAUCCACCUCAACCAGGAGCUCCUCGUCAACAGCUUCAAGACCAUCGACGGCCGGGGCACUAACGUCCACAUCGCCGGCGGCGCCUGCAUCACCCUCCAGUACGUCUCCCACGUCAUCCUCCACAACCUCCACAUCCACCACUGCGUCCCCACCGGCGAUGCCAACGUCCGCUCCUCCCCGACCCACUACGGCUGGCGCACCCGAUCCGACGGCGACGGCGUCUCCAUCUACAGCGGGCGCAACCUCUGGGUGGACCACUGCUCCCUCUCCUACUGCGCCGACGGCCUGAUCGACGCCAUCAUGGGCUCCACCGCCAUCACCAUCUCCAACAACUACUUCUCCCACCACAACGAGGUGAUGCUCCUCGGCCACAGCGACGACUACCUGCCGGACACCGGGAUGCAGGUGACCAUCGCCUUCAACCACUUCGGCGAGGCGCUGGUGCAGCGCAUGCCCCGCUGCCGCCACGGCUACUUCCACAUCGUCAACAACGACUACACCCAGUGGGAGAUGUACGCCAUCGGGGGCAGCGCCAACCCCACCCUCAACAGCCAGGGCAAUCGCUACGUCGCCCCUUCCGACCCCAACGCCAAGGAGGUGACCAAGAGGGUGGACACGGACGAGAAGGACUGGGCCGGGUGGAACUGGAGGACGGAGGGGGACAUCAUGGUCAACGGGGCCUUCUUCGUGCCCUCCGGGGAGGGCCUGGAGGCCACGUACGCCAAGGCGGAGAGUCUCGACCCCAAGCCGGCCGCCAUCAUCGACCAGCUCACCAUGAACGCAGGCGUCCUCUGUGGGCCCAGGGAUAACGAUGUGGGGACGGGCUAUUCUGGGGUCAACAAUGGGGGCUUGAUGGCAGACGGUGGAGGUAGUGGGGCCGGCGGUGGUGGUGGAGGAGCAGGAUAUGGAUACCUUGGAAUGGUGUUUGCGAGCGGCGCACCACCGUCUGAUCCGCAUCGCCAUUCCAUUUUACUUUUGCUUUCCUCUUUAAUUAUUGCUCUCUUAUGUAAACUGUACUUGCAUCCUUCGUAGUUGUAGAUCUUAAAAGAAUUUUAGAUGAAGAAAUAUAGAUCAUCUAACGAGAUUAUGAUAU
Messenger RNA from Elaeis guineensis (African oil palm), 1908 nucleotides. RefSeq names its product probable pectate lyase 5. Gene Ontology annotation, molecular function: pectate lyase activity. The record is from RefSeq and is a predicted model, not a curated record. Lineage: Eukaryota; Viridiplantae; Streptophyta; Magnoliopsida; Arecales; Arecaceae.